Cyphomyrmex costatus is the source of this 3109-nucleotide messenger RNA. RefSeq names its product myb-like protein A. The transcript is spliced from 9 exons. Lineage: Eukaryota; Metazoa; Arthropoda; Insecta; Hymenoptera; Formicidae. Gene Ontology annotation, biological process: proteolysis. Bases 7 to 2817 code for a protein of 936 amino acids. Gene Ontology annotation, molecular function: protein binding; serine-type endopeptidase activity. The record is from RefSeq and is a predicted model, not a curated record.
AAAGCCAUGCCAGUUACGAACGCAUGCGUUGUGUUCUCAGUGACUCUGUCGUUUCUUGCCUUACUGCCGUCGCUGUCUCUACAGGAUCGUGCGCAGACUUUGGACUAUGGCUUUUCUGAUCAAUACGAAACAACAGCGAAUGGCCCACCAGGUCGUUCCAAGUGGAGCGGCAAUACUGAUCUUUCCGGACCACCGGGUCAUAAUAAAUGGGGGGGUGGUGGCAAAGGGCCACCAGGUGGUCAUGGUCCUCCCGGAUUAGGGGGCGGCGGUCCUCCAGGAUUGAUUAGUAAACGUCCUUCGGGCUGGAACAAAGAGGACACCGAAAAUUCAUCCGAAGGUGAAAACUAUCCACGUCCAAAUAACAAUGGAAACUAUCCACGUCCAAAUAACAAUAAGAAUCAUCCACGUCCUAAUAACAAUGCAAACUAUCCACGUCCAAAUAACGAUGAAAAUUAUUCACGUCCAAAUAAAGGUGAAAACUAUCCUCGUCCAAAUAAUGACGAAAACUAUUCACGUCCAAGUAACAAUGAAAACUAUCCACGUCCAAAUAACGAUGAAAAUUAUUCACGUCCAAAUAAAGGUGAAAACUAUCCGCGUCCAAAUAAUGACGAAAACUAUUCACGUCCAAGUAACAAUGAUAACAAUCCACGUCCAAAUAAAGGUGAAAACUACCCACGUCCAAAUAAUGACGAAAACUAUUCACGUCCAAGUAAUAAUGAAAACUAUCCACGUCCAAAUAACGAUGGAAAUUAUUCACGUCCAAAUAAAGGUGAAAACUAUCCGCGUCCAAAUAAUGAUGAAAACUAUUCACGUCCAAGUAAUAAUGAAAACUAUCCACGUCCAAAUAACGAUGAAAAUUAUUCACGUCCAAAUAAUGACGAAAACUAUUCACGUCCAAGUAACAAUGCAAACUAUCCACGUCCAAAUAACGAUGAAAAUUAUUCACGUCCAAAUAAAGGUGAAAAUUACCCGCGUCCAAAUAAUGAUGAAAACUAUUCACGUCCCAAUAGCAAUGCAAACCAUCCACGUCCAAAUAAAGGUGAAAAUUAUCCACGUCCAAAUAACGAUGAAAAUUAUUCACGUCCAAGUAACAAUGAUAACUAUCCACGUCCGAAUAACGAUGAAAACUAUUCACGUCCAAGUAACAAUGAUAACUAUCCACGUCCAAAUAAUGAUGAAAAUUAUUCACGUCCCACUAACAAUGCAAACCAUCCACGUCCAAAUAAAGGUGAAAACUAUCCACGUCCAAAUAAUGAUGAAAACUAUUCACGUCCAAGUAACAAUGAUAACUAUCCACGUCCAAAUAAUGAUGAAAAUUAUUCACGUCCCAAUAACAAUGCAAACCGUCCACGUCCAAAUAACAGUGGUUCUACUCAAAGACCUUAUCCUGAUCACAAUAGAGAGGGCCCCCAUGAUCCAGACGAUCGCAUAUCCGAUCGAAAUGAAUAUCCACAGAAUCGACAGUGCAGAAACGACGAAUUUCAUUGCCGAAGUAACGAGUGCCUACCGCGAAGAGUUAAGUGCGAUAAUAAAAUUGAUUGUCGCGAUUCUAGCGACGAAGAAUAUUGUAUGGCGAACAGAAAUAAUGAUGACAGCUGCGUUCUGCCUGAACAACCACAAGGCGGGAAUUACGAAUUGGGUGGUUGCGAUGAACGUUGCGAUAAACGUCCUGGUGAUACAGUUCCUAAAAACAGUUUCCUCAAUUAUACCUGUAAAAGCAAUUACAUGUUGAGAGGAAACACCAUUUCCGUUUGCGUCGACAACGAGUGGUAUCAGCCGCCUUCAUGCCAUAAAAUCUGCUCGUCGUUGAACAGUACCAGCGUAGACAUUUCCUGCAGCUACCACGGGAAAACGGUGUCCUGUAGCGAGCGUAUACUCCCCGGUACGCAGGCUACACUCGCUUGUAAAUCAUCUUAUAAAUUACCUUUAACGAACGAUCCAGCUUACAGGGAGAUCACGUGUCUCGACGAUGGUUUAUGGGAUCAUCGCCUUUUUCGCUGUCUACCAGAAUGCGGAACGUCCAUCGCGCACGGCAACACGUUAAUCGUAAACGGAUUCCAAGCUAAAGCAGGGGUAUUUCCAUGGCACGUGGGUAUUUACGCCAAGGAGAGUAGGGGCAUAUACCAGCAGAUAUGUGGCGGCACUUUAAUUAACAACAAUCUCGUCGUAUCAGCUGCUCACUGUUUCUACGAUGAGGUAUACAACAAACUGUACAACGAAUCGAAAUAUGCCGUGGCAGCCGGCAAACAUUAUCGUGAUUGGAACGCUAGAGAGAAAUACGCGCAGAAAUCAUUGGUGGAGAACAUCCAAGCGGGCGGCAGGUACCAGGGAGCGAGAGGUAAUUUCGCCAACGACAUAGCUUUACUCAAGUUGAAGACGCCUUUCGAGCUGACUACUUUAGUGAGGCCCGCCUGCAUAGAUUGGGACAAUGCGCACGAAAGGGAGCAGCUGCAAGUGGGGCACAGUGGCAAGGUGGUCGGCUGGGGUAAAGAUAUCAAAGGCGAAUCCACCAAGAGCUUACAGGAAAUUGACAUGCCGUUCGUGCCGUAUGACCAGUGUUUGUCCACGGUUCCUACAGAUUUUCGAGGAUACCUCACGUCCGACAAAUUCUGCGCCGGUCAUUUGAACGGUUCAAGUGUCUGCGACGGAGAUAGCGGUGGCGGCUUGUGCUUCCAGAAGGAUGGCGUUUGGUAUCUUCGCGGCAUUGUGAGUGUAAGCCCGGAGAACAAAGGCACCUGCGAUUACAACUCGUACGUUGGAUUUACUUCCAUCAGUCACUUCCGUGAUUGGAUUCGCGAGGCCUACGUGAGCGCGUAAAUGUUUCGUGGGAUAUGUGACAGAGUUGUGCGAACGCGCGAAAUAUAUCGCCGUAUCAUCGAGUCUGCCGGACAGUUUUUUGAUGUGACGUCAAAACAAGAUAACCGCAACAAAGCAUUGACAAUUAUAAAUCUUCUUCACAAUUUUUUAGCAUCGAAUGGCAGAAACGUGAAAAUGGAAGAAUAUAGAGAUUUAAAGAUUUGCGCGAUAUAAAACUGUUGAAAACGCACUAUUAUCUCUGAGAGACAUUUUAUCGAAUAUGAUUUAUAAAAAGUUUCAAAUGCCUGUACUG